This is a messenger RNA of Xiphophorus hellerii (green swordtail), 1661 nucleotides long. RefSeq names its product heat shock protein beta-11-like. Lineage: Eukaryota; Metazoa; Chordata; Actinopteri; Cyprinodontiformes; Poeciliidae. Bases 16 to 720 code for a protein of 234 amino acids. The record is from RefSeq and is a predicted model, not a curated record. Gene Ontology annotation, biological process: response to heat; protein refolding. Gene Ontology annotation, cellular component: cytoplasm; nucleus. The transcript has a single exon.
CGUGUUGAGGUAUAAAUGCAACCAGGGACAGACAUCUCUCAGACAAAGCAGCAGCAGAUCAGAGAUCCUCUCAGCCUCCAACAGACCGACAGGAUGUUGUGUCCCAGCAUCUUCCAGGCGACUCCGGCUGCCAUGAGGCCCUUCUUGGAGCUGCACUGGCCCAUCCGCAGCCUGUGGCCCGAGACCCGGCCGCUCUUCUUCCAAAUGGAGCAGGAGAUGAUUCGCCACAUGCAGGAGAUGAGGCAGAGCAUGGAGUACAUGGAGCGGCUGCACCAGAAGAUCUUCGAAGAGAUCGACCAGACUUCCUGCUCUGCGGGGGCUUUGAGGCCCAUCGCCUUCCAGGAGCUGGGGAAGGACAGUGACAAGUUCGCACUGAGUCUGGACACGGCCGAGUUUGCCCCGCAGGAGCUGUCCGUUAAACAGGUCGGCAGGAAGCUGCGGGUGAGCGGCAGAACGGAGAAGAAGCAGGAGGACGGAAAGGGCUCCUAUUCCUACAGGUGUCAGGAGUUCAGGCAGGAGUUUGACCUGCCGAACGGCGUCGACCCAGAGACUGUCAGCUGCUCGCUGGUGGGGGGGCGGCUGCAGAUCCAGGCGCCCCGGGAGAAACCGCCAAGCGACGGGAAAGAACGAAUCGUCCCCAUCAACGUCACCUCUGCCCCGGCCAUUACCUCAGAGAACAGCAGUCCCCCCGCAGAGAGCAGCCUAGCCGAGAAAAACUGAACAGAAUGACACAUCUCAACAGAUAACCUAUCUACCGGAGGAGCCAGGAAGUUUCUCUCAUUGCACUUUGAUUUUUAACAGCUUUAAAGUUGUUGCUUUUAUAAAAAUAAACAGCCAUUAUAAAAAUUUCAAAUAUUAUAUUAACUUAACACUAAAUAAAAUUAAAAAUUCAUUCUAAAUUUAAAUGUAAAUCUAUUCAUCUUUAUACUUUUAGAUAUUUUUGUCUAUAAUCUGAAAACCUACCAUCAGUGAAGCAUCUGUUGAUAGCAGGUCUAUGAGCUGGUUAAUCCUUUGUUCUUCUGACCUCAGAGCAGUUUGAUAUUAGUGUUUUUAUUUUAAAUUUAGUGAACUAAAGAAGUUCUUCAUGUAGGAUCUUUGUUUUUGUUUGUAAAUAAUUUCAGUCAUGUUUUAACAUUUCACAUCAAAACUCUGUUGACCUCCUGACACAAACUAGGGUCAGAGAAGCAACCGUUGCUGUUCAUCAACCUGGCGAGGGUCAAAGGUCAUUUCCAGGAUGCUCAGAGAUAUGAGCUCAUCUCUGCAGGUCUCAGUUAGCAGGAUAAGGUUAAAGAUCAAGACAAAUAACUUAUAUGGCUGCUUGAAAGGGUUGAAGAAGAAAGCCUCUUCUCUCUAGAAACAAGAUGACGGCAGGACUGAGCGUAUCAGUCCUGCAAAGACUUCUGGGACAAUGUCCUCUGGACUGAUGAGACCAGAGUGGAGACAUUGGACCGUGAUGAAUAGAACCCAGAUGGAAGAAACCAAACCCAGCAUAUCAGCAAAACGGGAGAGGAAAAUAAAACACAGGACACCAUUUUUUCCACUUUUCUUGUAAAAUAAUUCUCAGUAAACUUAAUUUAUUCACAAACUGCUUUUCAAAUUGUCAUGUUGACAUUUGUCUUUUCUGGUAAAUCACGUACAAUAAAAAACAUUUCUAAAAGACA